Molecule: messenger RNA, 1926 nt
Organism: Symbiodinium sp. CCMP2592
Lineage: Eukaryota; Dinophyceae; Suessiales; Symbiodiniaceae
Source: the annotation of a GenBank genome assembly
AUGAACGUGGCAGUGGAAAGCCUGAGCAUCACUGUCGCAGGUGGCAGGAAGCUGUUGGAUGAAGUGAACUGUGUGGUUCAGGCAGGAGAUAUGGUGGCUUUGAUGGGUCCUUCGGGGGCCGGCAAAACCACGCUGCUCAACAGCAUCGUGGGGAGAACCAUUUCUGGACUCACUGAAGGGGGCAUCUACUACGAUGGUGCCACGUUGUCCAAAGUCAGGAGCAGCGUUGGAUACGUCACCCAGGACGAUAUCAUGUACGAGACCCUGACGCCACGGGAGAACUUGACCUUUGCGGCCGCCUUCAUCUUGCCAAAGCUUUCUAAAGAAAGCCGCCAGAAGGAGGUGGAUAGCGUUAUCGAGAAGCUCAACCUGAAGAAGUGUGCAGACACCGUCGUGGGUUCUCCCGGCCUCGUGCGCGGAAUCUCCGGAGGAGAAAGGAAGCGCACGAACGUGGCCCUGUCCCUGUUGGGAAGCCCUUCUCUGCUGUUGCUGGAUGAGCCUACCAGUGGCUUGGACUCCAAGAUGUCCGACUCCCUCAUGAGAGACGUGAAGCAGAUCACCGAGCAGGGCUGCACGGUCGUCGCCACAAUCCACCAGCCUUCGGAAGCCGUCUUCACGCGCUUCGACAAGGUCUUGCUCUUGGAGACUGGGCGUGUGGCGUACUACGGGGCCAUCUCCGGCUUGCGAGGAUCUCUGGGCGGCUUGGGCUUCACAUGUCCUGAAGGCACCCCGCUUCCGGAGAUCCUUCUGGAUCUGCUUGAAGUGCCGGCGGAGGAGGCUUCGCGUGCGGCUCACACGGAGAAGUUGCAGAAGUUGAAAAAGCUCUCGGACACCACUUCGCUGGAUCGCGGCUCGCCCACGAAGUCAGAAGCGCCUCCCAAGAGGGCUGGAAUCUGUGGGCAGGUGGCCGUACUCUUCAAGCGGGAGCUGGUCAACGUGAAGCGGAACAAAGCCCUGACAGUCGUUCGUGCUGUCCAAUCGGUCGCUUCCGCACUUUUAAUCGGCUUGAUCUUCCUGCAGCUGGAGCGCAACAUGUCAAGCCUCUCUCCACGCUUGUUCUCCAGCUUCCUGCUCGUCUUUGCUCAAUUUCUGUUUGCUCUGCUGGGGGUCGUCAACGCCUUCCCCGCAGAGCGUGCUGUGUUCUUGCGCGAGACGCAGGACAAGCUCUACCACCCAGCGGCGUUCUACUUGGCUAAGAUUUCCAUCGACACCCUGAUGCAAUGCCUCUUCCCCAUCCUCGUGGUGGCCAUCAGCUACCCACUAAUUGGCUUCAACGGGGAAUCAGCUGAUCGCGUUCUUUGGUUCUAUGCCAUCAUGGCUGUGGUUUCCAAUUGUGGAGCCGGGGUGGGGUUCAUGGUCUCGGCCGCCGUGCCCAGUGUGAACCUGGCCCUCUCCAUUGCACCCGGCUUGAUAAUGCCACAGCUCUUGCUGUCGGGCAUCUUCAUCAAGGUGGAGGACUUGCCGCAGCCCUUCAAUGCCCUGAGCUAUCUCAUGGUCGCCCGGUAUGCCGUCCAAGCUACCGUCGUGAAUGAGUUCACCUGUGAGCCCAAAUCGUUUUGCGAUCCCGCGGUGUGGCGCCAAAGCCCAGCAGACCAGUGCGGCAACUCUCCCUGUGAUUUCUGCUGCACCUCGCAUGAGAUGAUGGCAUCUGGCGGCAUUUGCCCUGUCUUAUCCUGUGACGAUGCCUUGGUCAGUCUUGGGAUGGAUGAGAUUUGGCCGAGAAGCGACACCUCAACCGAGGAGACCAUCUUCUUCAACAUGAUCGCCUUACUGAUUUUGAUGUGCUUCUUCCGGCUGCAGGGCCUGAACAUCUUGAUGUGUAGCUACCGCCGUGCAACCACCGGCCGUUGCUUACCAUGCCUGCCAUUCCGUACGGCUGCGGCAGUGGAGCCGCGGCCAGCAGGACCCACAUCUGACACGGAGUGA